Messenger RNA from Aspergillus clavatus NRRL 1, 837 nucleotides. RefSeq lists its product as uncharacterized. NCBI's taxonomy places the organism in Eukaryota, Fungi, Ascomycota, Eurotiomycetes, Eurotiales, Aspergillaceae. The record is from RefSeq and is a predicted model, not a curated record. The transcript has 2 exons. The coding region runs from base 1 to 837 and encodes 278 amino acids.
AUGAUCCUCUUCCCACGCCUCCAUCUCUUCGAAAUCGGUGACCAACCCUGGUGCCCCGACUGGCUCCUCGCCUACAUCCAGUCCUACCUCACCAGCGUCUGGAACUUCCACCUCCCCCCCUUCACCACCUCCUCCCCCGCCACCACCGCCGCAGCCCUCAUCACCGACACCCUGCCCAACCCAUCCUCCUUCACCUACGUCGACCUCUGCGCCGGCGCCGGCGGCCCCACCGCCACCAUGGAGACGGUGCUGAACGCACGGUUCCGCGCGCGCGGCCAGCCCCCCGCGUCCUUCGUGCUGACGGACCUCCACCCACGCCCGGAGCCGUGGGCGCGCAUCGCGAAGCGCCAGGCCCAUGUCUCGUUCGUGGACGGGCCGGUGGAUGCGACGCGCUGCGGGCGGGUGGCGCGCGGGAGGGAGUGUCGGGUGUUUAAUCUGUGUUUUCAUCAUUUUGACGAUGUGGUUGCGAGGCGCGUGUUGCGGAGUGCGGUGCAAGAGGGGGAUGCGUUUAUAAUCUUCGAGUUCGCCCAGCGCAAUUUCUCCUCCCUGUUGAAUAUCCCCGUCAUGCUGCUGUACCCGUUCUUUCAUACGCUGGGCCACCGGGACUACAGGUUCUCGCCUCUGCAUUACCUUUUUACGUAUCUGUUUCCGCUCUUCUCCGUGGUGUGUUCGUUUGACGGGCUCGUCUCGACGCUCCGCUGUCGCACGCCCGAGGAGCUGCGCGAUCUGCUGCGGCAGCCGGAUCUGGACGUCAGCGGCUGGGAGUUCAUGGCGGGGAAUCGGAUGCUGGCCUGGCCGUUUCUGCACAUCUACUGGUAUAUGGGGGUGAAGAAAUAG